Messenger RNA from Alligator sinensis (Chinese alligator), 491 nucleotides. It is a transcript of the gene CCK, whose product is annotated as cholecystokinin. The transcript is spliced from 3 exons. Bases 66 to 458 code for a protein of 130 amino acids. Gene Ontology annotation, molecular function: neuropeptide hormone activity. Gene Ontology annotation, biological process: digestion. Gene Ontology annotation, cellular component: axon; extracellular region. NCBI's taxonomy places the organism in Eukaryota, Metazoa, Chordata, Crocodylia, Alligatoridae. The record is from RefSeq and is a predicted model, not a curated record.
AGCACGACAGCAGCUCUCAGCCCCCGACACCGCCCUGCCCUGCCCAGAUCUGCCCUGUGGAAGCCAUGUACAGCGGUAUCUGCAUCUGUGUGUUCCUUGCUGCACUCGCAAUGAUCUCCUUUGGACAGCAGUCUACAGGCUUUCACAAUGCGAAUCCUGUGGCCCCUGAGCUGGAGCAGAGCUUGACAGAACAUCACCGACAUGUUCGUACUCCUUCGUCUGCCAGCCAGCUGAGAUCUGUCCAACGGGUGGAUGGAAAUGUUGACCAAAGAGCCAACAUUGGAGCUUUGUUGACCAAAUAUCUCCAGCAAGCCAGAAAAGGCCCUACUGGAAGGAUCUCAAUUAUGGGAAACAGGGUACAGAGCAUUGACCCAACACACAGGAUAAACGACAGAGACUACAUGGGCUGGAUGGAUUUUGGACGCCGCAGUGCUGAAGAGUAUGAGUACUCCUCCUAAAGAAAUCAAAAUAUCACCCCAAAAAAAAUCACA